Aphidius gifuensis is the source of this 2176-nucleotide messenger RNA. RefSeq names its product DNA-dependent metalloprotease SPRTN (gene mh). The record is from RefSeq and is a predicted model, not a curated record. The transcript has 4 exons. NCBI's taxonomy places the organism in Eukaryota, Metazoa, Arthropoda, Insecta, Hymenoptera, Braconidae. Gene Ontology annotation, biological process: DNA repair. The coding region runs from base 173 to 2176 and encodes 667 amino acids. Gene Ontology annotation, cellular component: nucleus. Gene Ontology annotation, molecular function: single-stranded DNA binding; polyubiquitin modification-dependent protein binding; metalloendopeptidase activity.
AUCAGGUUUGGUUGAUAGAUCCAUGUGUUGAUACUUUUAUUAUUUAUAACAAUAACCGACUAAAUUUAUUGGAAUUUAUUUUGUCUAUCUUCAAUUGUUAAAUAAAAAAUAAAGUUCGAUUAAAUAAAUUGUUUUUGGCCAAAUGUUAUAAAAGAAAAAAAAAACAACUAAAAUGUCAAAAAAACCAUAUGAUUGGCCUGAUCAGUGGGAAGAUGAAAAAGAAAUUAUUGGUGUGACAGAAAGUGCUGUUUUUCCUGAUCAUGUUAAUAAAGAAAAUUACAAGCCAAGAACUAUUGUUGAUAAAACCUUGGAGAUACUGGAUCCAACUCCUAAUAUUUACACUCUAUUUGUUCAAUUUAAUAGUAAAUUUUUUUGGAAUGCACUAUUAUCAGUGGAGGUCAAGUGGAGUAAUCGAAUGACUACAUGUGCUGGGACAUGUUCUUUUCAUCCACGUAAUCGUGAAUGUGUUAUAACAUUGAGUGCACCAUUAUUAAAAUUACGUCCACGAAAAGAUCUUGUUGAGACUCUACUUCAUGAAAUGAUACAUGGUUAUUUAUUUUUAACAAGUAAUAAUCGUGACAGAGAUGGCCAUGGACCAGAAUUUUGUAAACAUAUGAAAAGAAUUAAUGAUUCAGCUGGUACUGCUAUAUCAAUUUAUCAUACAUUUCAUGAUGAAGUUAAAUUAUAUAAACAACAUUGGUGGCGUUGUAAUGGACCAUGUCAACAUCGUGCACCUUAUUUUGGUAAUGUACGUAGAGCAAUGAACAGAGCACCUGGACCAAAUGACACUUGGUGGAAAGAACAUGAGCGUAAUUGUAAUGGUACAUUUAUUAAAAUAAAAGAACCAACUAAAGAUGAUAAACCAACAAAUAAAAAAGAUGAUAAAAAAAUACCAAAUAGUCAAAAAUCACCAAUGGAUAAAUUUGUAACAAUAACAAAAGAUCCAAGCAAUAGUAAUAAUAUUGUAUCAAAGCCAUCAACUUCUAGUUCAUCAUCAGGUUUUGUUAAACUUGGUACAAAUACAAAUAAAGUUCAUGGAUUUGGAACUGGUGGUCCAGGUUCAACAUCUUCAUUAAAAUCAGUUACAUCUUCGACCAGUACAUCAACUAGUACAAAAUCACCAAGUUUCAGUUGUUCUGGUACACUUGGUGGAGCUGGAAAUGGUAAAAGUAAUUUAUUAGAAAAAUAUUUAACUCCAAAAAAUGAUGUUAAAAGUAAAAAUGGUUUUGCUAGCACAAAUUAUGAUAAACCAAUAUCAUUAAUAUCACCACCAAAAAAAAAACCAAGCUCACUUGCUGUACUUUUAACACCAUCACCAUUAAUAUCACCACCAAAAAAAAAACCAAGCUCACUUGCUGUACUUUUAACACCAUCACCAACUAAUGGCAAUAAAAAUCCAAUGAAAAUAAAUGAUGCUGGUACAUCAUCUUCAUGGUUAUCAAAAACACGAAAAACACCAAGUUCACUUGCUUCACUUUUAUCUGAUGAUGAGGGUGAUGAAUCAACGCCAUUAACAUCAACACCACAACCAUUAAAACGAAUGAGACAUGAUGAUUCAAAGCAAUCUUGUCCAAUUUGUUCAAAUCUUUUUUCUCCAGAUGAAAUGAAUGAACACAUUGAUCUAUGCUUGUUACUUGAACAUGAUACAGAAAAAACAGUCACAUCAAAUACAAAAAUUACAGAUGAAAUGACAAGAUCAUCUAGUAGUAGUACUACUUCAACAAGUGACAAUAAAAUUACAAAACCUCGUGAAAAAUUAAGUAAAUGUGCUAUUUGUAAAAAAAUGGUGUACAUUUCAUCAAUGAAUACUCAUAUUGAUAGAUGUUUAGAUAAACAAAGAGACCUUGAAAUUCGUGCAAAAACUAUUGAAGUAUCUGAUGAUGAUGAUGACGUUAUUGAGGUCAUUGAUCAACCAUCAACAAGUACACAAAAAAAAUCAUCAAAUAAAAAUGAACAAAUUUAUUUUAUUUGCUGUGUUUGUGGUGAACGUGUUAGUAAAAAAAUUUCAUUAAGAACUCAUCUACAAACUUGUGUUUCUAAUAUAUAUGAUGAAUCUGGAGAUGACAUGGCUCGUGAAGAAAUGGAAAAAAAUAAUGGUAAAUAUCCAUGUCCUUCUUGCAGUAAAAUGGUUGAAGAAAAAUUGAUGAAUGUACACUUGGAUAAUUGCAUUUUAUAG